Chara braunii is the source of this 6045-nucleotide messenger RNA. The record is from the annotation of a GenBank genome assembly. NCBI's taxonomy places the organism in Eukaryota, Viridiplantae, Streptophyta, Charophyceae, Charales, Characeae.
UAAGAGACAGCUCUCUCUCCUUGCGCCCCCGGUUUUCAUUGCGGUUUAUUCUUGUCUUAUCUGCAAGCAAAGCCGCCAGCCAUGGACUCCGGCGGAGGAGCCGUGGUUGACGCGGAUGAUUCAGCGCUGCCAGCUCAGCACCAGGGGCAGUCGCAUCCGCAGGCACAUGGGCAAAAAGUGGCAGCGCAGCAGCAGUCGGUAGGGGGGGGGAAGGGGGGGGGAGCGGGGCCGGCGGUAUGUAAGAGUGAAAGUGAUGCUGCAGCGGCAGUCGGGGGAGCUCACGGGAGCUCACCACUGAGCCUGGCUGGGGACGAGGCCUCCGCUGCGGCGGCGGGCGGGAAGGGAGUCAGCGGCGGAGCGCCCGCCGUGGGUCCAAAGCGCCCCUUGAAGCGCGGGGUAUGGCUGCCUGAGGAAGACGAAAUUUUGAAGGGAUACGUGGCCAAUCAAGGUCCAAAGAACUGGAGCUCGAUCGAGACGAUGGGGCUGCUGGCAAGGAGCGGGAAGAGCUGCCGCCUCAGGUGGAUGAAUCACCUGCGCCCGGAUUUAAACAGGAGGAGCACCAAGUUCACACCUGAGGAAGAGGCUAUUGUUGUCACAAAGCAGAAACUGCAUGGCAACAAAUGGGCGCAGAUCGCGAAGUCCUUGUCAGGACGGACAGACAACGACGUGAAGAAUUUCUGGAAUAUGCGGAUGAAGAAGCUGGCAAAGUUAGCGAGGUUGGAGAAGCAGAGACAGAGGCAGCUGCUGAUCAGUCAAGGAAGCCCGAUAGCAAUGGCAGCAGCGGCUAUGGGCCUUCCUCCGGGGGCGCGCAUGCUGGCAUCACCUGGAGAUGUAGUAGUGUCAUUCAACCCCCGAACUAUCGCGGAAGCUGCCGCCCAACAGCGGCUGAUGGUGUCGUCCUCCGCUGUUCCUGCUCAUCAUCACCGCCUGCAGAAUUUCUGCAAUGCCUCUGCAGGGUUGGCAGGUAACGGCGGCCUGACAGGUAUGGGUACAGCAGGGGCCAGCAUACAUGCCUUGGCCUGUGGUAAUGGUGGUGGAGGCGCUGGCUCCGGCAGUUUGGGCGACAUAUUUGCAUCCCCUUCGCCCAAGGGGUAUGUGCAUGGCAGUGCAAUGGGAGACCUUCUGCAUGUCGAUCCGGAUUGCAUUAUGAGCACGUCAUCAAUCCUCAACCAUCAUCACCACCAUCCUCACCAUCUCUCUCCUCACCACCACCAUAUCCAUCAUUCUCUGCAUGGCCUCUCCCCGACAAAUGGAACAUGUGGCACUAACGGUGGCACAGCUGGUGUCUCACCUACCAGUGCUGCUGCUGCGGCUGCGGCGGCGGCAGCCGCGGCUGCUCUCAUGUCUGGCUGUGGAGAUGGACGCUCAGGCGCUUUGUCUGCUGCUUUGCAGGCUUCAGGCAAGGCAAUCGGUGGGAGCGGAGGUGUGGGCGACUGCUCCAUCGCCAACCAUCACGACCCCUGUGGUCGCCUAAUGACUGUGGGCGGUGCAUUGGAACAUCACCAUCAGCACCAUCAUCAUCAUCAUCAAAACCAGCUGCUGAUGCAGGCACGGGGGUGUGGACUGUUGCUGCAUUCUGGAGGGGGUCUGCACGCUGUACUGAACAGAUGGGGUGAUCUUAAAGGACAGUCGUUAGGGGGAGUUGGGGGAAGAGGGAGCAGUGAUGGUGAUUCCGUAGUGCCGAUCUCAGCAGGCGGCAGUCCAUCAUUCAUGCAGGCAUGUGGCCUGGCAACUACGCCCAGUGCGCAGUGUCUGAUGACCCCCUGCACGCGCCCAGGGAGUGUACUAACAGGGGUGGGACGAACAUCGCCGACCUGCAUGCCUGUACACCUGUCGGAAAUGUUGAAGGUGCACAACUCACCAGUGAGCUUGGUGUGCGACAUGACGACAGGAAAGCCGACAAUGGAUGGCCUGACAAAGGCCCUAGGAUUCGCGGAGCCACAGUCAGCCGAUGUUGGCGACAGCGGCAUCGGCAGUGGUGGUGUCUGCCUCGAUGGGGGCGUGACAACGGACUGUUCCACCGACCCAAACAUGUCCAGCAGCUGCAAUUCGACGGAGUCAUCGGGGACCCAUCAGCCGCAGUACAUGAUGACAGGUGGAAGCACUGGCAUGGCUGCGUCUGGGGUGCCGAGUUGUGCAGCCCCACUCAACGGCCAAGGUGCAAUGGCCCCUUCCGUCGCGCGUGCGGCAGCGGUCACAUGCCUUGACGGCGAUGUGGAGUCGCCCACAGUUUUCAGAAACAAUAACAUGCCCAGGAGCACUUCAGCAGGUACUGCCACGGUCCCAGCCGGUGCGAUCAAUCUUGAUGUAGAAAGGAAUCUAGUUAGUAACAGUAACGCUUUCAGCACUGCGGACAGGGCCUUGGAGGCAGUAACCAACGGAAAAGCAGCGAUGAGCGGUGGAGGUAAUGGUAGCGGUGCGUCGUCAUCUUCACCAUCACAUCGUCAUCAGCAGCAGCAGAGUGUUGGAUGCACUGCAAGCAGCAAGGACCUCCUGGACAACCUUGGCAUCGGCGUCGAGGGAGCAGUAAGAUCGGCUGUCAAUGGAGCAAACAUAGCAGCAGCCAUCGGGCAGUCUCUUAUGCCGCUUGAUGUCUGCUUUGGGCGUGCCGGUGUUGAUGUGGACGCAGGGUUGGCGACCAUGAGCGAGUCGCAGGCCACGACGAUGUCAGCUCCUCCUCGGAUGAGCCCAAGGAUGUCGUCAUCAAACGUCACCCUGAGGGGACAAACGACUCCAGUGCUGAACCGUAGCCCGAGCUUCACCUUUUCAGCGGAUAUGGCUGCCACCACUCCCCGAUCAUCAUCCAUCGCAGCUGGCGGAACAGGGACCACGCUGAUGGUCGGUGGCGAGAAAAGGCAGAGGGCUCCUGGAACUGUAUCUGACAGAGUACCCACGUCUCGACAGCAGCGCUCUCAAGCAGAUGACAAUGCCUUCAGCUCCGUUGCGGAGCAUGGCAAUACUGGCCCCUCUGUGGUGGCAAUGGAGGCUACAGCAGCAAUAGACAACCUCAGCCCUCGAGAACGCAGAGUCCCACUCCUCUCAGUGGCGGCUCAAUCACGGCAGAAGCAGGAGCAGCUGGAACAACAACAGCGGCAGCAACAGCAACAGCAAGAGCAGCAGCAGCAGCAGCAGCAGGAGCAGCAACUGCAGAGGGGAGAAUUCGACAGAGUACCCCGCUGCUUACCAGCAUCACCAGAUUUUGGUACAACAACAAUGCGGCAGUUUGGAGGACUAGCGAGCAGUGGCAUGGGGUGUGCAGCAGCGACCAUGGCCAUCAUGAUGGCUGGCAGGCCUGAUCAGGCACUUUUGAUGAUGGCAGGUGGGCCUACAACAGGCCCUGAACUAGCCUCGUUGAAUGCUGUGGUUCCUUCCCGGCAAGACUUUCAAGCUGCACCACAGGAAAUAGGGGAAAACAGGACGGAUGUGCAGGUUGAUGAUGAAGAGGAGGAAGAGGAGGAAGCAGAGGAAGAGGAUGAUGAAGAGGAGACAGCUGAGGUGAUAGACUCCAAGGCAAUCAUGGACUGGGACUUCGGUGGUAUUGGCGUGGUCCCCUCCGGUACUCGAGCAUGGCCAGGAAGCACGGGAGCGGGCAUGAGUGGUUUCCUUUCCGGUCCUCAGCCGGUAACUCUUCCUUCUCAUGACCCUCGGCAGCAGCAGCAGCAGCAUCAGCAUCAGCAUCAGCAACAGCAACAGCAACAGCAACAGCAACAUCAUGAGCAGGUGAGAGGAUUGAUUGCUAGGGAUGCUCGCCAUGUUUUGCUGGGCCAAUUGGAGGGAGACAGAGAUGAUGAGGAGAUGGUCUCUAGGGUAACAUGUGCAGAUCUUGGCUGUCAGCCCCAAUCCAGAUCCGGUCACCGUAGGUCGCAACCCCAGGUGAGGAUCAGCUGUCCAAACUCCGAUCCUGACCAGGAUACGGCUGCAUCAAUGGGCUCUGAUUCAGAUCCCGGUUUCAGUGAUGGCAUGCAGGUCGAGCCGUCGAAGGCGAUGAUCAGCGGCCUGAGGGUUGGUGGUGUGGGAAGCCGCUACAUGGACGCUGCAUAUGGCUCUACGCAUCCCUGCGCUUCUUCUGCGGCAGUGGAGACUUCAUCACCCUUAACUCAGACCUCCCGACUGCAGAUGAGAAUGCCCACGACUGUUGGCAUCCACACCCAACCCACCAAUGGGCGGAGGUUGGCAGUCGGGUUUAGUGGGCAUGCUCACCCACAGCAGGAGCAGCAACAGCACCACUAUCGGUUUUGUUCUUCCUCACUGUUGCAGACCAAUGGCAUGAGGGACGCGACACCACCAUUAGGGGAAGCUGCAGUCCCACCACUCCGUAAGAGGGUGGAAACUGGUGACGUGUGUGGUGUUGCUGGGGCCUCUGCCCUGCGCUAUGGGGGUCCCCCCUCCGCCAUGACUUCCGUUUCUCAUGCCGACACAUUCAGGAAGGGUAAUGACUGCCUGGAGAGCAACCGCUUAGCAUCUGUCCCUGUCUCGGCAGUAUUAUCUGGGGGAGACGGAUCGCUCUCCUGGGCCCAGCAAUACAACGACCUGGAUACAGUGUUCCUCGACUCGGAGGCGGAUAGCAUUGAACGAAUGCUGGAUUCCUGCUGAUUCAUCAUGCACAGUGUGCAUUACUUUCCCUGCAGUGGGAGCGCCCAUGCUUUGUGCUAUUCACUCCAUUCACCAUCUCCUCGUCUCCGCUCUGCUGUGUUUGCCAAUUCGUUUGUGCGGAAGAUGGUGAGAUUGUCUAUUGCAAGAAGCACAGACCACAGUGUCCAAUGCUAGUAUAAAGGGCAUUGGAAAGGGCACCGUCAUUCAUCCCAUAUUCGGCACGAUGCAGUACGUGCUACCUUUUAUUUUCCUUUCUUUGCCACAGUUGUUAUCAUCAGGGUUCGACAUUUGUCCUACCCGGUGCGCGGUAGUCACCUACACUCUCUUGCUCUCACAUUGUCACAUUGUGGCAAGCGCUCACACUUUGAUGACGGUGGAGGAGGAGGGGUGGGAUAGAGAGGACGAUGGAGGAACCACAUUUGCGAGUCCAAUGUAAUGAUAGUAUAAUCCACAUCUGAGGCCUCACAUUGAAGACUCCAUCUACUACUAAAUUACAUGGUGAUCAAGACUAGCAAACGUCGAGGGCCCUUUGUACAGUCCAUCCCGCUAUUGCAACAGGAGUAGAUUGGGAUCAAGCACUGGAAACUGAGAGCUGUGAGGCUUGUCCGGGAGCUUGUCAUGCAGUUGGUGUUGGGCACUUGCUAAGUUAGUGGGCAAAGUCUGGGGGACCGAGGCCAGCAUCUGUAGCCGUUCCUUCCCAUUGAUUCUGUAGGGAUUUAGAAUCACGCGAAUAUUCGCAAUCUAACCUCUCACUUCUGCUUUCCUCCCUCCCCUGCGUACAUGUACCCAGCAAUUUAAACUUCUCCGGAAGAUUAUUUCUGUUCUCAUUCAUGGCAGGAUGGAUGCAGUCCACACUUAACCAGAUGUUUCUCGUCCAUCCCCUCUCUUCCUGUCCUCAUAGUUGCUUGUCCUGUGUAGUACCUAUAUAGCGGUGCCUUGGCACGGAUAUAACCGAGGUUCUUUUCUAGUUAGCUAGGUAGAGUCCCGAUCUUUUGCCUAGGAAGCGUAGGCAGUUGAUUAACCUUGGUUCUGUUCUAGUUAGCUAGGUGCUUGAGAAAGUUAUUUCUAUGUGGUUGAAUAACGAGCAUGAAGAUGCUUCUCCUCACCUUUCAUCAGUUUAGUUGGAAGCAGGGAGCUGCCUGAGUUUUGGAAGUGCGUGGACUGACAGCUUGAUGCUUGCCAAUCCAUUUCAGAGCAAUCACUUGGGAGGAGGUGUGGGGGUGUCAGGCGGGGGGUGGGGGUGGCGGUGGGAGUGAGAGUGGGAGUUGAGAGUAGGACAGUGUCAAUACAAGUCUUACAAACGAGCUCCUUUAAGAUGCUAUUGGAUGGGCGGGAACUCCAUGCUCAUCACUGUAGAGUUCUCUGGACAGGGAAAACCCAACGUAGCUCUUUCGUGUAGGGAGGAUGCAAGCAAGCAAGGAUAGAGAGCGAGAGGGAGCAGCUCUCACUCCA